Diabrotica virgifera virgifera (western corn rootworm) is the source of this 2254-nucleotide messenger RNA. RefSeq lists its product as uncharacterized. Gene Ontology annotation, molecular function: sequence-specific DNA binding. The record is from RefSeq and is a predicted model, not a curated record. The transcript has 4 exons. NCBI's taxonomy places the organism in Eukaryota, Metazoa, Arthropoda, Insecta, Coleoptera, Chrysomelidae. Bases 41 to 2254 code for a protein of 737 amino acids.
GCGAAAUUUUAUAAAAAAAAGGACUCAUAUUUUAGACAAAAUGGCCUCUGUAACUCAUAAGUGUGUUUACGCGGGAUGUUUUGAAAGAAACGAUGGAACAAAUAAUAAUAUAUCUUUCUUUAAAUUUCCACUGAAAGACGUAGAGCGUACAAAAAUUUGGCAAAAAAACUGCGGGAACAUUGAUAUUUUAUUGAUGGAUAUCACUGACCUUAAACAGAGGGUAAUUUGCCAGCAUCAUUUUGCAGUGGAACAUAUUUACCAAAGUGGCCAAAGAAAGUUAUUAAGGAAAAAUGCUGUUCCUCUAAAAUUUACACAGUUAACAACUGAUUUAGGUGAUAUCCCACCAGUAUGCUCUACAUACGUUUAUUGCGGUACGAAACGUAAAAGAUCUACAAGUGACGAUUGUAUGGUUAGGUCAACUCCAUCGCCUAAGAGAUCAAGUAGUAGUCUCAGUGAUAUUUCCAGUUUUGAAAUUAAUUUGCCCACAAAACUUGAAACUGAAUUGACGGAGAAGGUAAAAAAAUUGGAGUAUCAAGUAAAUGCUUUAAAGAAGAAGUGCCGUCAGAAGAACAGUCAGCGUUGUAGAAGAACAACAAAAAACAAAAAAUCGGCAACCAAAUUCAUGUUACAGGUACUGUUAGAAAAUAAAAGCAAAUACGUGCACACAUUUGUUAAUAUGCAGUUUUCACACAAAACUCGUUCACAAUGGAGUCACAAUGAAAAGGAUUUAGCUCUGGCCAUUUAUUAUAAGUCUCCUAGUUGUUACAAAUUUUUAAUUAGAUCUCUUAACUUUAUAUUACCUUCAGUAAAAACAAUUCAAACUUGGUUGCGUGUCAUAAAAUUAAGAACUGGUUUAAACACUUCCUUAAUUGACAAGUUGAAGAAAAAAGCAGAGACAAUGGAUGAGUUGGAAAAAAUUUGUGUGUUAAUGUUUGAUGAAAUUUCUUUGAAAAAAAAAUUGGAGUACAAUAAAUUAGAUGACAUUAUAGAAGGGUUUCAAGAUUUAGGUGCUUUAGGAAGAACAAACAAACUUGCCAACACAGGUCUGGUUUUCAUGAUGCGCGGCUUGCUACAUAACUGGAAGAUUCCGAUUUGCUAUUUUGUUACAGGUGGUCCAAUACAUAGCGACAACUUAAAAAACAUUGUAGUUGAAGUUGUUUCAAAAUUACAAAAUAUUGGGUAUAUACCAAAAGUGUUAGUGUGUGAUCAAGCAUCUAAUAAUAGAGCUUUAUUUAAGCUGUUAGGCGCAUGUAAGGAUCAGCCUGCAAUAGAAAUAGGAAAUCAGAGGAUUUUCACUGUUUUUGAUACACCCCACUUAUUAAAAAGUCUAAGAAAUAAUUUUCUUAACAAAAAGUUGACGUUUUUUGCCGAUUCUAACCAGAUAUCGUGGCAAGAUAUUGAAUACACAUAUAACAUCGAUAGAACCAAUGUGAGAGCACGAUGCAUGGUGAAAAUAACAGACGUUCACAUAAACCCUAAUAAUUUCCAAAAAAUGCGUGUAAAAUUAGCAUCCCAAAUUUUUUCCAACUCAGUUGCCUCAGCAAUAUCAACAGCAAAAUCUGUAGACAAUGGAAAUUGUGAAAUAGCACAAACUGAUAAUUUAGAUUUAACCCACGAAGUAACCAGCGUCGAAAUAUCUGACGAGUCCAUUGAAACCCAAACAGUUCAUGUAGAACAAUCUUUAGACAUGCAAAAGGAAAAUAAUGACAACCAAAUUUUAAGCACGGCAAAUUCCAGCAAAUGUAGCAUAACAAAUUUAGAAACGUGUGCUGUUACAUAUGUCGCUGGUUAUAUUUACUAUAAGAUUAUAAAGAACUUGAAUUGUAGUAAAUGCCAGGAAGACUUGCUAAAAGACAACAAAAUUCUAUUACAGAAACACGAAUUAAUGUUACUUUUCAGAGAUUAUGGCGCAAAUGAAGAAAUAAAGUUUCUUCAGAGACUAUCAGAUUUGUUUGUUACUAUUACUACAAUAUUGUUAGAAAAGUUUCACGAGGCUUUUAAUUUAUUUAAAGAAGAUAAUGCAGUUUUCGAAAAAAUUGAAACCUAUGAUGAAGUCAUAAAGAGCCUCAAUGAAGGAAGAGGAUACAGACUCAUCAAGAGAAGUAAAUCACGACUAUAUAGGUGCGAGAAUAAUGACGGAAUGCAGCUCCUCGAUACUAUUGGGCUAAAUAAUACUGAAAAAGACAAAAUUGUUGAAUAUAAUACUUGUUGGGCGUAUAUGUAUUAUAUCUAUAAUAUAGCAUUACUUUGUUAG